Molecule: messenger RNA, 7928 nt
Organism: Micropterus dolomieu (smallmouth bass)
Lineage: Eukaryota; Metazoa; Chordata; Actinopteri; Centrarchiformes; Centrarchidae
Product: multiple PDZ domain protein-like
Exons: 49
Coding region: 216-6605 (2129 amino acids)
Molecular function (GO): protein binding
Source: RefSeq, a predicted model, not a curated record
CAGCUCAACUCUCGGUGCCGCUAUCGCUGAAAAUGUCCACAGAGGAUCGAGUUACACUACGCCCCAUCUUUAAGCCCCAGUCAGUGCGCCGUUAGCCACAGGACAACAGAGGAUAGGAUAGGACGCUGGCUGCCUCCACACGCAUGCCUUGAAAAAGGGAAGAGUUUGAAAUUGCAGUUAAUGGGGAGAAAUCACAUUCACCUGGAGUUCUAAAAAUGAUAGAAACAAUGGAUACACAGCGUGCCUUGCAGGCGGUGGAGCGUCUCCAGGCCAAACUGAAGGAGCGGGGGGAGGUGCCCACUGAGGAGAAGCUCAGCCUGCUCAAAUCAGUGCUCCAGAGCCCCCUCUUCCACCAGAUCCUGGCCUUGCAGAAGUCUGUCCAGCAUAUCAGAGACCAGGGCAGUGUCCCAGUGUCACGUGGGAUCGACCUUAGCGAUCAUGUCACAGCAGUCAAGCCCGAUGGAAGCCAUGUUUCCUACUCAAACACAUCAGCUGCUACAGAUGACAAGACAUCAUCUGAUGAAUUUGAACAUAUUAUUCACUCUAUGGCACAGGGGCGGAACGUGACGCACGUAGACCUGCAGAAGCCGGCAUCGGGAGGCCUUGGUUUCAGCGUGGUGGGCCUAAGGAGCGAGAACCGCGGCGAGCUCGGCAUCUUCAUCCAGGAAAUUCAACCAGGAAGUGUGGCUCACUGUGAUGGGAAGCUCAAGGAAGCUGACCAGAUCUUAGCCAUUAAUGGGCAGCCCCUGGACCAGACAGUGACCCAUCAACAGGCUAUAGGCAUCCUGCAGAGUGCUUCAGAGAGGGUGCAGCUCACAGUUGCAAGAGGACCGAUACCUCAGCUGUCCAGUCCUGUGGUGUCCCGCACGCCCUCUGCUGCCAGUACACUGUCAGCCAACUCCAGUGCGUGGCAGCACGUGGAGACAAUUGAGCUGGUCAACGAUGGCACCGGUCUUGGCUUUGGUAUUGUGGGAGGAAAGACCACCGGGGUGAUUGUCAAAACCAUCCUUCCUGGAGGCAUAGCUGAUCAGGAUGGCCGCCUGCGAAGUGGGGACCACAUCCUGCGAAUUGGAGACACUGACCUAUACGGCAUGGGCAGCGAACAGGUGGCCCAGGUCCUAAGGCAGUGUGGCAACAGGGUGAAACUGGUGGUUACCAGGGGUCCUGUGGACGAGAAUCCCUCUGUCUCUGCUAUCAUGUCUGUGGUGCUCCCCACUGUCACUGAGCAACAGGACUUUGAGGAAGAAGAAGCUGAAGCAUUUGAUGUGAGCCUUACCAAGAACACCCAGGGACUGGGGAUCACUAUUGCUGGCUAUGUUGGAGAUAAAAAUUCAGAGCCCUCUGGUAUUUUUGUUAAGAGCAUAACAAAAGACAGUGCCGUAGAUCAAGAUGGCCGUAUUCAUGUUGGAGACCAGAUAAUAGCUGUCGAUGGUGUAAACAUCCAGGGCUACACCAAUCAACAGGCAGUGGAAGUGCUCAGACACACUGGCCAGACAGUCCACCUUAAGCUGAUCCGGCGGGGCUUCAGGCCUGAUGACAUCCCCCCCGCUGUGGCCCCCAGUGUCACCGUCCUGCCCCCGUCGACCACCAUCCCUACCACCACCACCGUCAUGAGGGAGAUAGAGAUGGAGAGGAAGAAGGCUGAGGAGGCUGCUCAAGUCACUGCAGAUGAAAAGCCGCUCCAGACAAUGAGCGAAGGAUCUGAUGUCAGCCCAGCCACGGAUCAGCUAACAGAAGACAAACAUGGGAGGAAGCUAACACCCUUUGAAGAGGAAGAACUAAUGAAGAAGUGGCAGGAGAUUCUAGGUCCAAGCAAUGAAGUUGUAGUGGCUCAGGUGGAGAAGUUUAGUGAGAACAGUGGCCUGGGCAUCAGUCUAGAGGCCAGCAGUGGGCAUCAUUACAUCCGCUCAGUUCUACCUGAGGGACCUGUUGGUCGCUGUGGCAAGCUGUUCAGUGGCGAUGAAUUGCUUGAGGUCAGUGGUAUAUCCCUAAUUGGUGAGACCCACAAGGAAGUAGUCAGAAUCUUGAAGGAGCUUCCAUUAUGUGUAUAUAUGACAUGCUGUAGGCCCGCCCCUCUCCUGCAGACUGACAUGGAUGCUAUCCAACCAGAGUCAGAGGCUGUGUCCACGACACCUGAUUUAAAGAAACAAAUAGACCUGAGCAGCGUGCUGGUUGUUGAAGAGUCAGAUGUGAAUGCAGCGGCAGUGACACAGGAUAAUAUGACAGAGGAGGCGAUAGGAUCUCCUUUGGCUAUGUGGGAGUUGGAGAUCCAGAAUAUCGAGCUUGAAAAGGGAGAAGGGGGAUUGGGAUUCAGCAUUCUGGACUACCAGGACCCACUAGAUCCCGCCAAGACAGUGAUCGUGAUUCGCUCACUGGUUCCCAGCGGUGUGGCUGAGCAGGACGGCAGAUUGUUGCCAGGAGACCGACUCAUGUAUGUUAACAGCACCAACCUGGAGAACGCCAGCCUGGAGGAUGCUGUCCAGGCCCUGAAGGGGGCCAAGCUUGGCGCGGUCCAGAUAGGAGUUGCAAAACCACUGCCUGGAAUAUGUGGAUAUUCCCACUCUCCACACCCAUAUGGUGAGCAGGAAAUUACAUCAUCAUCCACCAUCCAUUCAUUUGACUUCAACAAUAUUUUGGUUGAAGAAGGAGAGGAAGAAGGACUGACUGAGGGCAUCGUUUACCGAGCAGAGCCUGCAUUGAUUGACACCAGCGAAGCAGACCUGUCUGAUGAAAAGUUGUUAGAGCAUACAUACUCUGGGAUAGAGGACGACACCUUCCAGACAUCCAUGAUUGCUCUUCAUGGUAGCAGCUGUAGCGCAGACCUGGAUUACUUGCACUCAUCUACGCCCAAGCUGACAGCUCGCCUGGACUUGUUGGACGAGCAUCCCUGCUUUACAGACAACACUCAAGCGUUCUCUCCAGAGAAGUCUGCCCCUUUCACUCCUACGAGUUUGAGAGGUCCCGGCCUGGCUUUUGACGGCAUACUAAGCAGUUCUGAUCAGUACCUGGCACAGCACUCGACCAAUGCAGAACCAGUGGAGUGCUCAAAGUCAUAUACCCCGUUUGCUGACAUAGGGACCAGAUCUGAUGUCCCAGACAAACCUGUGGAGCCUCUUCACUAUCAGAAGGAGCCGCCCAUGUCUUUUGGAGAUAUCAAGUUUUUGAUGAAGGACGAACAGCCUGGUGUGAGAGAAUCAGCAGAAGACAGUGACAAGGAAGUACUGACCUCAGGGAGCAAUUUUGAAAGGACUAUCACAGUUGUCAAGGGCAACUCCAGCCUUGGGAUGACAGUGAGCGCCAUGAAAGAUGGUUUGGGAAUGCUGAUCCGCAGUAUUAUCCACGGUGGGUCCAUAAGCCGUGAUGGCCGUCUGGGUGUUGGUGAUCUCAUCCUGGCCAUCAACGGAGAGCCCACAGCCAACCUGACCAAUGCUCAGGCUCGUGCCAUGCUGAGGAGACACUCUCUCAUCGGACCGGACCUGGGAUCUACUUGCGCACCCGAGGACGAUCUGUGCCCAUUUUAUGUCAUUACGUAUGUUCCAGCAGAGUAUCUGGAAGAGUACAAGGCCAGCCUAGAGCAGGCUAAAGAUGAUGUCUUCUCCGAAACAGCUCCAGUCCCACUUCCAGCUCUAAAAGACAUUCCUAACCUCCCUGAACGGGAAGAUGGAGAGGGAGAGGAGAGCGCCUCUUACAGCAACUGGAACCAACCCAGGAAAGUGGAGCUCUUCCGAGAGCCAGGCAAGUCUCUUGGUAUCAGUAUCGUCGGGGGCCGAGGGAUGGGCAGCCGGCUGAGCAAUGGAGAGGUGAUGAGGGGCAUUUUUAUCAAGCACAUCCUGGAGGACAGUCCUGCUGGACAGAACGGGACCCUGAAGACUGGAGACAGGAUCGUAGAGGUCGAUGGAGUUGACCUAAGAGAUGCUAGUCACGAGGAGGCAGUUGAGGCCAUACGCAGGGCAGGCAACCCUGUCCCCUUCUUGGUCCAGAGUAUUAUCCACAGGCCCAGGAAGCCGCCCCUGCCCUUUCUGCAGCUAAAUAGCCACCACGGGUCGAGCCUUCGCUGCACUAAUCAAACCUUCUUAGCACCUGCCCUCCCUCAGCAGACAUCAAUAACAGACUCCAGUGCGGAGAGAGCAGAAGCUGUGAAAAGGGACAACAAGGACAAGGGGUGUGACAGUCACAGUAGACUUUUCCUCCACCUCUCCCCAACUAACCCUUUCACUCCUACCCCGUUUAAGCCGGCGAAGCGUGAGGCUGCGAAGGCAUCUCCCACCAGCGCUGUCCUCCUCCUGCCAGUGGUGCCCCAUGUGGGAGAGACUGAUACAGACACGCUGACAGAGAUUCCUGGCAGACCUGCUGAGGCAGAGGAGGAGAAGGAGGAGGAGGAGGAGGAGGAGGAGGAUGAGUUUGGAUGCAGCUGGAAGAAAAUAAUCCAGCGCUAUGGCAGCCUCCCAGGUGUUCUACACAUGAUUGAGCUGGAGAAAGGCAAGACAGGCCUGGGCCUCAGCUUGGCCGGGAACAGGGACCGCUCUCGCAUGAGUGUGUUCGUGGUGGGAAUAGACCCCAACGGGGCGGCCGGCAGGGACGGGCGCAUGGUAGUGGGGGACGAGCUGCUGGAGAUCAAUGGGCAAGUCCUUUAUGGCCACAGUCACCAGAAUGCAUCCUCCAUAAUCAAGAGCUCUCCAUCUAAAGUCAAAAUUGUCUUUGUCAGGAACACGGAGGCGCUGAACCAGAUGGCUGUGGGACCAGUGAGAGAACACGAGGGAGACACAGAGGUGCCCCACACUGAGCUAGAAACAACUGCAGCUAAUGGCGAUGCCGAUACUUCCAGUUAUGUGCAUCACAUCAUAAAGCUGAAGGAGGACGGAGGACUUGGCAUCACCUUUGUGGAGGGGAACACUGAGAGUGGAGUUGAGAUUCAGAGUAUAUCUGAGGUGAAAGGACAUACGGGCAAAGAGGGCUGCAUGAAACCAGGGGACAAACUUUUAGCUGUGAAUGGGGAAUCAGUGCUAGGCUACACUGUGGAAAAGGUCAAUUCUCUACUGAGAAAAACCAAAGGCCCAGUGAAGCUAACCUUCUCUACAAAUGAGACCUUCCCCUCCUUCUCCUCUCCCCAGUCAACCUGCCAGGACAGGAGUUGCUCGGAUGACGUCCUUGCCAGCCUACCCAGCAUUGCUAGUGCUGCCACGACAACCCUGAGUCAAACAGAGACGGAAGCAGUAACUAGUCAGAGUCGCUCAUCCACCCCUUCCACUCUGGCCUGUGACCCGGCGACCUGUCCCAUCAUCCCUGGCUGUGAGACCACCAUCAACAUCUCCAAGGGCCGCACAGGCCUGGGCCUUAGCAUCGUGGGAGGCUGUGACACCCUGCUGGGGGCCAUCAUUAUCCAUGAGGUUUAUGAAGAAGGAGCAGCCGCGAAAGAUGGCCGGCUUUGGGCAGGGGACCAAAUCCUAGAGGUGAACGGUAUCGACCUGCGUGAAGCCAGUCAUGAUGAAGCCAUCAAUGUGUUGCGGCAGACCCCGCAGAGAGUCCAGUUGACGGUCUACAGGGAUGAGGCCCAGUACAAAGAGGAAGACCUGUGGGACUCGUUUACUGUAGAGCUGCACAAGAAGCCUGGCCAGGGCCUGGGCCUGAGCAUUGUAGGGAGGAGGAAUGACUCAGGAGUGUUUGUGUCCGAUAUUGUGAAAGGAGGUUUGGUGGACACCGACGGCCAACUGAUGCAGGGCGACCAGAUCCUGUCAGUCAACGGCGAGGAUGUCAGGUCGACCACUCAGGAGGCCAUGGCUGCACUACUCAAGUGCUGUGUGGGGCCUAUAAAAAUGGAAGUGGGGAGGUUUAAGGCAGGCCCGUUCCACUCUGAACGCAGGCUGUCUCAAAGUAGUCAGGUGAGUGAAACAGGCAGCUCCAAGGUGGCCUCUCAGUCAUGUUCAGACUAUGGAAAUCUCCCUGAUGACCCUGACAAACUAAGUCUGGAUUCUGCGGAGCAUCAGGACACCAGAACAGUCGAGUUCACUAAAGGUCCCAAUGAUUCUCUGGGUAUCAGCAUAGCAGGCGGCGUGGGCAGCCCUCUGGGUGAUAUACCCAUCUUUAUCGCCAUGAUGAAUCCCGUCGGCGUGGCUGCUCAGACCCAGAAGCUCAAGAUUGGGGACCGAAUUGUCAGUAUCUGUGGAACCUCUGCUGAAGGCAUGAGCCACUCCCAGGCUGUCACUCUGCUAAAGAACGCCACGGGCACAAUACAGCUGCAGGUGGUAGCGGGCGGUGACACCACUGUGACGGGUCCCCCACAGGAGCAGGCAGCCGGAGGUCUUACACCCAGCUGUAUCUUCCAGGAUGACCUCGGCCCACCUCAGUAUAAGACCAUCACUCUUGGAAGAGGACCAGACGGACUGGGUUUCAGUAUAGUCGGAGGGUAUGGCAGCCCCCAUGGAGAUUUGCCGAUCUAUGUUAAAACAGUGUUUGGAAAGGGAGCAGCGGCCGAGGACGGCCGUCUGAAGAGAGGAGACCAGAUAAUGGCCGUUAACGGGCAGAGUCUGGAGGGUGUCACACAUGAAGAAGCUGUCGGCAUCCUGAAAAGGACCAAAGGAACUGUCACACUCACUGUGCUAUCAUAAACGUGCAUAUGCAAACACUCACAAUCACACACAUUAUCUUCACUACAUACACCCAAAAUUAAUCCACAUCUAUAAAGAUAUAGAGACUAUCAAUAGGAUAACUCAAACCAGCAACAUUUCACACCUACAAGAUUGUGCUAACAUCACCAGAUGUUCACCUGUGAAAAUAUGCACACUGAAAUAUGAACAGCCAUACAGAUGAUCAUGAAGCUUAUUCCUGAAUCUAGCGUUGAACACUGUGAUCCACGUAAGCCUACUGCAGCUCCACAUACGUAUCGCUCCAAAAAUAGUAUGCAAAGUAGAUACAAAUAACCGUUUUAAUUAGUUGUUACAUGAAUGUCAAAGAGGUUGUAAAUAGUAUUAGAAACAGAGGUCAACUCAUCGUUUCAUUCCAUGGCUCUGGUAUGAAGUAUUCACUGGAAAUUGCGGCUCAAGUAUUUUGCUGUUUCCUGUAUUGAAAUGAAUGGAUUGUGAGAUCAGUGUUUUACAGCUGAAAGCAUCCCAAAUCAACAACUUCUACAGUGAAAAAAACUAUUUUUACAGUCUGGGGUCUACUGAUAGCAGCGACCUCCUACUAAAUUCAGAACAUAAAACAGCAAGAAAAUGCCCUCGAAGCAUUAUUCCAGAUUAGCAGGAUCUACCUAAUGGCUAUAUUAGCUGAUAAUAACAUUAUUUGUCUUUUAUAUUGCACUGCUAUGGGCAAUUCAUCAUCCCAAUUUUCCUGAAAGGCUGAUGCUGCUAUAACUGGUGUAAGUCACUGUAGGAGUCUGAUAUUGUAAAUACACAGUGUGUUAACACUUCCCUGAAGGGAAAUAUGUGUCUUGGUCCUUACACUAAGAAGGUUUGAGUGUAUACGGUUGUGUGUGUGUGUGUGUGUGUGUGUGUGUUUGUGUGUGUGUGUGUGUGUGUGUGUGUGCGUGAGACCUAGAAUGUAGUGCUGCUAAAGCUGAGGUAUUAUGGUAUGGUAUUAUGUCACAGUAUUUGGAUAUAUAAAAAAGUAUUAAUUUGUGUACACUUCAUGAAAGUGCACAGAAAAGUAAAUGACCUGCUAUUUUGGUUGGAAUGGAUGAGCUGGUUCUUCCUAAUUUGAACUGGUCAAAUGAUUAUAUAAUGGACCUGAGCUAAUUUUGACCUUAUUAUUUACCCAAAACAAAGUCAUGUAGUGUGUCAUUUUUGAAAUCAUUAGGGCAUAUGUUGUGUGGUCUAGUUUCAGAGAAAGUUGUCAGUUCUCUCUUAUCACCUUAAAUAGGUGAUAGUACUAGUACUGUUAAUGUAACAGUAUUUAUUCACACUGAAUUAAAUAAAAGUGACCUUUGGAUUCAA